GGCCGCAAUCCAUUCAUGAGCAGUGUACAAACAGGGAAAACAAAGGACAGGCUUUUCACAUGUCCAGUGAAGUAGUCACUCAGACUUGGAAGGAAGAUGGAAGGACGAGUGUUCUCGCGUUUGGCUCUUGAGUUUUUCGUCAUUUUUAUAUCGGUUGUUUAUGGACAGGGCUUGAAUGGAGACGGAAAAUGUGAGCGAAAUAGGGUUCAUGAUUGUUAUGGAUGGAACUAUACACUUGUUCCAAAUGAAUUUUUAGGGAUCGAGACACAACAUGAUGCGAAAACUCGGAUUGCGGAAUUCAAGCCACUUUAUAAGGUGAAAUGUGCCCCUAACUUGAAGCUGUUUAUUUGUGCCAUGUCUGUGCCACUGUGUUUUUCAAAGGAUGGAGUAGCCACACCUGUUUAUCCUUGUCGAUCCAUGUGUGAGGUUGCUCGAAAAGGUUGCGAGCCAAUCAUGAAGCAAUAUAACUUUUACUGGCCACAAGUCUUGGAUUGCAAGCGACUUCCAGUGCAAAAAGAGGGUACAGUUUGCAUGGCAUCUCCGGAGGAUAAAGGGAAACCGAAGGAGCCGAAGCGAAACCAGUCUUUGCCGUACAAGCAGAAAUGUGAACAACAUAAUGAAUUUGUUUAUGUUAGCGAUGGGGAAAAUCACGAGUGCGCACCGAAAUGCAAUGCAAGUAUAGCUUAUCAGAAAAAGGAAAAAUCUUUCAUCGGAGCUUGGGUAAGCACUUGGUCAGUGAUUUGCUUUUUAUCCACGCUUUUGACAGUUUCGACUUUUCUCAUUGAUCCAUCGAGAUUUCAUUAUCCUGAAAGGCCGAUAAUAUUUCUAUCAAUGUGUUACAACCUGUAUUCAGUCGGGUAUUUAGUGAGAGUGUUUGCAGGCCGCGAUGCAAUAGUUUGCCAAGAAUCUCGUAACGGAAAACACCUCAUCUCCGACGGAAUGUCAAACACAUCUUGCACAAUUGUGUUCUUUAUAAAUUAUUUCUUUGGCAUGGCCUCGUCCAUUUGGUGGGUUAUUCUGUCUUUGACUUGGUUUCUUUCCGCCGCACUCAAAUGGGGUCACGAAGCAGUAGAGAAAUACGCUUCAAUUUUUCACGCUAUUGCGUGGACAAUACCCACUGUUCAAACGAUUGUAGCCCUCGUCACACGCAAAGUCGAUGCCGAUGAACUAUCCGGAUUGUGCUUCGUGGGUUUUCAUAGCAGCAUAGCUCUCUUAUGGUUCGUUGUUAUCCCCUUAUUUGUUUAUCUCAUUUUUGGAUCUUGUUUCCUACUCAGUGGGUUUAUUGCCUUAAUUAGAAUAAGAAGAGCCCUGAGAUUAAAGGAAACAAACACACAGAAAUUGGAACGACUUAUGGUGCGAAUAGGCAUUUUUUCAAUGCUUUAUUCCAUUCCUGCCAGUUUUGUAGUUGGGUGUUUUUGGUACGAAUACGAAAAUUUGCUAGCUGUUGAAAAAUUCACAAGUGACCCAUUUACGUGUCACUUGAACCCGGAGUGCAAGGAAAUCCGGGGUGUUCCGCCAGCGAUUCUUUAUAUGAAGUACUUCAUGUUGUUGGCUGUCGGGGUAACCUCUGGUGCGUGGAUAUGGUCAUCAAAAACAGUGCAGUCAUGGAAAAAGUUUUACUACAAGUGUUGCGGGCAGGGUUAUGAUGAUGAGCUGAAAAAAGGCAGAAAAGAGCUUAAUCACAACAGAGGAAAUCAAGCCCAUGACCACAUGCAAAAUGCAACGGCAUAUACGCAGAGGUCUGGAAACAUGUACGAACUCGUUCAACCAAUGACGAUGAACUCAGUUGUCACUCCCACGCAGUAUAUAAACACGCAGAGGUCAAUAGACCCAGUUUCGAUGUACCUCGGGCAUCGCCCGAAUGCGACACAGUUCAUGAACACACAAUCUAUGGGACCCGUCAUGACGACAAUGGCACCGAUGGGUCCCGUCAUGACUCUACAACAGUCUGGACCCUAUUAUCCUGUCCCAGUCGUGGCACAGUCUGUCGUUUCAAAUCCAACUUCAAGUGGUCCUUAUAAAAGUGUUCCAAAAACUGUGACCCCGCGAGGCAGCACGAGCACGAGUCAUUAUACCUCGGGCAGGACCACAGACAGUGAAAAAUGCGGCAGUGGGGGGAGCAGGAUCAUUUAAAUCGGUGAAAGUAGGCCUAGCAGGUGGGCGGUAUCAAGUAGGCGCAGAAUGAUGCAGCUACAGAAUCGAUGCCUCUAGAUACACAUGCCUGCAGGAUUUUUAAAGUAGUGGGUUAUAACAGUACCCUGAACGGUGCAGGUUCGAAGAAAAUGUUCACAAUCAAAUUUCCGAUAAUGAAGAGAACGUCUACAAAGUCACUGAAUAGAUGAUGUCUUGAGACAAGGCCUUUUAAUUGGCAAAAUACCGAGCGUUUAUUGGCAAGUUACCGUGAGUUUAUUUAACUAAUUUCUAACGCAUUAAAGUAAAAUGAAUGCAAAUCCUUCUAAAGACGAAUCUCACUUUGCAUUCCCCUUUGUUGACUGUCCUAUUAAUCUUCUUUAAUGUUUCUCGUUGUAUCAUAUAAUUCGAUUUGAAUUUUAUUGGCUCAGGAAAUUGAAUCUUCGAGAAAACCAGGACACACGUAGAAGGGGAUUUUUUAAUAACAAUUUAACAACAACGUGGAUAAUCUAUUAAUAGCAUUUUAGUGUCUACGAAUAUUCUUUCCAGUAAUCUUUCGUUGAUACAGUAUUAUUUAUCUGGGGACAUUGACUUAGCGUUUCUGCCAAGUGUACCGCGAUUCUUAACCCUUUCCGAUUUCUAACUCUCAUGUCAAUGUAGAUCUUUUAUGAUCCGCUUCAAAAUUCUUAAAAGUCUUAAUAUGAAUCCAGGUAUUAAUAGAGCCAUUUGGGGCAUCCAUAAAAAGACCUUUAUCAGAAAGGUUUCGUAAUACCGUUUGUAUGAUAGAGACAGAGGGUGCUGAGGAGGGAAGACGAUCCUCUUUACCUCUUUGCCCUCUCAAUAAAUUUUAGACAGUAUGCUCACGCUAGACGAUCUGACAGAAGUUGAAAUCUCAUACAUCUUUCGUUGGAAUCUUAUGGUUUUGUCCCUUAAAAAUCCCUAAAGCACUUUUAUUUCGAUAGAAACUUCGUAAUUCUGUUGCAAGAGGGAACUGCCCCUCGGUAUUUUAAUCCAGCUAAAUAAUAGAAAGUCUCUUUGGACCCCGUCCUUGUUCAACUCGUAAGCAAGAGAUAUUGCCUACAUAAAAGGGUGGAGAGGAGAGGUCGAGUGCGUAAUUGGUAUAGGGAGGCUGGGUAGACAGAAAAUCAUAAGGUUUUGGUGCACUUUCUUUGUUGAUGCUCCCGAAUAUACAAGGUAAAAAACCAAAACACAAUUUUAUACCGAUGCGAGAACUGUAGAAAUUUCAAAACCAUUUUCUUAUUUCUUCGCAUAUCACAUAUCACUAAUUUUUAAUGCUAUUACGAAGAAAAUCGAGCGAAUGCGAAGUGAAAGUCAGUGAUUGUGUUUCCUUAGAAUACUAGCAGUUUUACGUUCGUUUCAACGAUUCCAUCGAGCUAUUCCGAGAAAUAGAGCCAUUCUAAGAACGAGUCCCCUUAUGAGAUGAGAUAUAUAAGGGUAAUCUUUGCAGAAAUGUAUCGUUCUCUAAUUUUGCAUGAAUUCUUUUAGAUGCCCCUACCGUAAAUGAUCGAAUCGCCCCUCCCCCUCAUUUUAAUCUCCAUUCUUUUUUCCUUGUCAAAACUGCAUCAUCAGUCCAGAGGGACUGAUUUUCAGGGGGCUAGGUAUAGAAUUCUUUCAAAACAUAAUCAUAUCAUAAACUUAUCACAAUUUAAUUUUAAAAAGACAAAGUAAAACCCAAUUUCAAGAACAAGAAAAGCCUUAAAUAAAAUUUUGAACCGCCUUUUGAUGUUUUGACAGAGGGUUGCAUUUAUUGUUACAGUGUUUUUUACAAUUUUUCAAAAUUGAAAAGGCGGUUUAAACGAGCUACUUGUAUAUUGAUUUUAAGAUAAUUUUUAUGAGCUCCUUCCGUUUCGGACCCGUUUUAGCUCCAAAAUCCACAUGGCCAUGGGCUUGGUGGGUUAGGGGUUAUUUCGAAAUUUUGUGGAAAUAAUAUUACAAAAUCCCCAAUUUCCCCAUUUCUAUAUCCAUUUUGUAAAUUGAUCUGUUCUAAUCGUUUAUUGCGUACUCUUCAAUAUGCGUUGGGCUGCGCUGUUUUAUGUAUUUUUUGGGCAGUUAAGUUGAUAGGUAAAAUUUUCAUAAACAUCUUUUAACAUCAUCGUCGCAAAAUAAUUAGCUUGAAAGUUUCCUUACCUGAGCUUGUAUAGUUGUGCUAUGCUUGAAAACUUUAGAACUUUAUCAAUAGUUAAUAUUGUAAAAUAGAGUUGCUUAUGUUAUUUCUAAAUUUAAUGUAUAAACAUCAUCUA
Messenger RNA from Rhopilema esculentum, 4391 nucleotides. Its product is annotated as frizzled-4-like. Gene Ontology annotation, cellular component: membrane. Gene Ontology annotation, molecular function: transmembrane signaling receptor activity; Wnt-protein binding. The record is from RefSeq and is a predicted model, not a curated record. Gene Ontology annotation, biological process: non-canonical Wnt signaling pathway; canonical Wnt signaling pathway. NCBI's taxonomy places the organism in Eukaryota, Metazoa, Cnidaria, Scyphozoa, Rhizostomeae, Rhizostomatidae.